AAAGUCUUGCACAAUCUCACGAGAAAAUAUGAGAUUUACUGAUUAUUGUUUACAUUGCAAAAAAAUUAGAAUCGAACCGAAUUGAUUCUGAAUUCACGAAUCAGAUUCCAAUAACAAUAUGUCAAGCUACAACAACCGAUCUUUUGCAAUCGAGGUGUGCGGGCGGAACGGAAUUUAAAGAGCAAUUUUAUCAUUCCAGGACCGGAUCCCGGUUCGGUGCUGACCCGGAGCAGGGACGACAACCAAGAUAAACUGAUAUCUGAUAACACCACCAAGAUUUAUUCAUUUAAAAGUAAAUCGACAACGUUCGGAGAGGAAAUCUCUAAGUAAAAUUCUGCGGUGAGGUGCCACAUUUCCUAAAUCUGGCAGUAAAUUGACAUCGAAGAGGCCAGCGGAGAAAGGCGGGUUCGGGAGAUCAAGCCCCACAUCAAGUCAUCUGAGGUCUAGCAGUCCUCGGCCCACAGUAGGACGCGGAGCUGGCGUCCCCUAGCGACAUUCUAGGCAUCGAGCGCAGGCGGGGGUCGGGGAUUCGACUGAGGCCCAGCGCUGAAAUGUCGGGCUGAGGCGGGAAGGGCGAGACGGGAGACCAUAAGAGGAGAACGGUCGAAGAAAGAAACCAAAUUUAACAGCAAAAGGGCGGAAAGACACCGAUAUCACAGGUACAAAGACAGAUGUGCACGUUUAAAGGGUUAGACCGGGAUAUUUUCAUGUCUGCGGAAGAACAACAGACAAUAGAAGCAAAAUCGAUGGCCAUGAUGGAGGAAUUGCACAGCUUGGAUCCUCGCAGGCAGGAGCUGCUGGAGGCGCGCUUCACUGGAGUCGGAGUUGCCAAGGGUUCUGGACCCAACGAGUCAUCUAACCAGAGCCUGUGCAGCGUGGGCUCUCUCAGUGACAAAGAGCUGGAGACGCCCGAGAAGAAAUCCAAUGAUCAGAGACCACGUAAAAGGAAAGGAGACCCUUAUGACAACCAGGGCAAAGGAGGAGCCAGAGGCCACAAAAUCAGUGAUUAUUUUGAGUUCGCAGGGGGCAGUGGUACUGGCACUAGCCCAGCGCGUGGCAUUCCUCCAGUGGUGCGCUCCUCGCCUCAGCACUCUCUUUCAAACCCUGCUGCUGUGCAGCAAGGAAGCCCCUCUUCUAUAAGCUCCGUGAACACAGACCACUCCCAUUCCUCCUGUCUCCACAAGCCAGCCUCCACACACACCCAGCACCGAACCACACAGUCGGAGUUGACAAUGGAGAAGUUAGCAGCGCUGGAGAGCAGUAAAAGUUCAGAUCUGGAGAAGAAAGAGGGACGUAUUGAUGACCUGCUCAGGAUGAACUGUGACCUGCGCAGACAGAUCGACGAGCAACAGAAAUUGCUGGAACGGUGUAAAGAACGACUCAACAAAUGUGUAACCAUGAGCAAGAAACUGCUUAUUGAAAAGUCCAAGCAGGAGAAAAUUGCAUGCAGGGAAAAGAGCAUGCAGGACCGGCUGCGUCUCGGCCAUUUCACCACCGUCAGACACGGAGCGUCCUUCACUGAGCAGUGGACAGAUGGCUAUGCCUUUCAGAACCUAGUCAAACAACAAGAGCGAGUGAAUGCUCAGCGAGAGGACAUCGAGAGGCAGCGGAAACUUCUGAUGAAAAAGAAGCCGCCCAACGCCAGCCAGACUCCUCCUCCGAACCUGGAACCCAACAAACGCAAGAGCAAAAGCAACGGCGCUGAGAACGAGAUGUUAUCAUUAGCAGAAUACCACGAGCAGGAAGAAAUAUUUAAAUUGAGACUCGGCCACCUGAAGAAGGAGGAAGCGGAGAUUCAGGUGGAGUUGGAGCGGUUGGAGCGUGUGCGUAAUCUUCACAUUCGAGAGCUCAAGAGAAUCCACAAUGAAGAUAAUUCCCAGUUUAAAGAUCAUCCCACGCUAAAUGACCGUUACCUGCUCCUGCAUCUGCUGGGUAGAGGAGGCUUCAGUGAGGUUUAUAAGGCCUUUGAUUUGACUGAGCAGAGGUAUGUGGCUGUGAAGAUUCACCAGCUUAAUAAAAACUGGAGGGAUGAGAAGAAGGAGAACUAUCACAAACACGCGUGUCGAGAAUAUAGGAUCCAUAAGGAGCUAGACCAUCCCAGGAUAGUUAAACUGUAUGACUAUUUCUCACUGGAUACCGACUCAUUCUGCACUGUACUGGAGUACUGCGAGGGGAACGAUCUGGAUUUCUACCUAAAACAACACAAGCUAAUGUCAGAGAAAGAGGCUCGAUCCAUCAUCAUGCAAGUUGUCAACGCCCUCAAGUACCUAAAUGAAAUCCGCCCACCAAUCAUCCAUUACGACCUCAAACCAGGUAACAUCCUGCUGGUCAAUGGCACAGCAUGUGGAGAGAUUAAAAUCACAGACUUUGGCCUGUCCAAGAUUAUGGAUGAUGAUAACUAUGGGGUGGACGGCAUGGAGCUGACAUCACAGGGGGCGGGAACAUACUGGUAUCUUCCCCCAGAAUGCUUUGUGGUUGGAAAAGAGCCACCUAAGAUCUCUAACAAAGUGGAUGUUUGGUCAGUUGGUGUUAUAUUUUACCAGUGCCUCUAUGGGAAGAAGCCGUUCGGUCAUAACCAGUCCCAGCAGGACAUCCUGCAAGAGAACACUAUUCUCAAAGCCACAGAGGUGCAGUUUCCUCCCAAACCAGGAGUCUCGCCCGAGGCUAAGGCUUUCAUUCGCAGAUGUCUGGUGUAUCGUAAGGAGGAUCGUAUUGAUGUUCACCAGCUUUCCAGCGAUCCCUACCUCCUCCCUCACAUACGCAAGUCAGUGGCUGCCACCGGUAACUCCAGCAUGGCCAUCCCCUCCACGUCUAGCUCCUCCAACAGCAGCGCCUCAAAUUGAGAGCGCCUCCCAACCUUGCUUGUUUUGAUUGGAGGAGGGGAGAUUGGUGCUAUUGCCCCACCCCUCUCUGCAGUGCACUGGAGGUGGAGUCCGACACCCCCUACCUGCCAAGCAAGGGAGCAGGAGGAAGGGAACCGAGAGGGAUGGAAACGACACGCAUUCCCCUCCACCCUUCUUCCCCUCUCAGGCGUCUGGAGGGUUUAAUAUUUUGUUUCUUGUUUUUCGAUUGGAAGAGGAGUGAAAAGCGCCCCUAAGCGGGAACCUGAGGGAAAGGAAUUAAAUAGGGUGUAUUGCCUGUGAGAGUGUAAUAUUGGCAAGAACUGCAGCUGCUUGGACAGGUGGAAGAGACUCGUAUAUUGCCCUGCACCCCACAACACACAUACGCAUACACACACACACGCGCGCGCAUAUAUACACGUUUAUAACGAGGUCAGCCUAAUUUUUCAAUUGAUGGGAUAAGCCUGUUCAUUCUGAUGUGCAUACUAUAUUUCUGGAGACAAUCUUCUGACGCAAAGAUUGUCCCAGUACAUCUCCUUUCCUCCUUUUUCUUAUGGAAGCAAUACUGGCAAUGGUUUAAUUUCAAUGUGUUUCAUUUUAAUCCGUCUUUCUAAACUAUUUACAGAUGAAAUGAUAAAUGCUGAGGCUAAUUCAGCAUAAAUGGACUUUGGAGUAAGCUAAUCUUCAAGUGCUGGAAAUCAGAUAUUUGUACUGUAUGAGAAAUGUAAUGGACAAGUCUAGCUGUAUCUGAAGAUGUUUGUCUAUGUGUCUUUCCCCCUUCCUGUUCUAUGACCAAAGCUGAGCACAACCAGUAGGUGGCGCUCUAUGACUUGAUGUUUUUCUUUUAUUUUGCUUUAUGCUGUUAUGAAAGUGCAUUUUAGAGCAUAUUCUUUUAGAUUGUCUUAGCGACACUAACCAAUGGCCCCCGUUCUGUUUCUCUUCUUGUAAUUGGACAGAAUCUUAACAUUUUAAAAUGAGAUUUAUUUUUUUGUCAUUGAUGAAGUUUUUCCUUGCAUAGAAACACAGACACCCAUGCAUUCAGAAAUACACACAUUCAUACAUGUUUAGGUCUGGUGAAAUGGCCAAUUGCCUGAUUCAAUCUAUGUGGGAAAGAACUCUCUAGAGGGGGCGGAGCUAGUUCAGGGGUACAGGGCAAAACUGGGAAUGUUCAUUAAAUACUAUUGGUUAUUAA
Messenger RNA from Misgurnus anguillicaudatus (oriental weatherfish), 4032 nucleotides. It is a transcript of the gene tlk2, whose product is annotated as tousled-like kinase 2. NCBI's taxonomy places the organism in Eukaryota, Metazoa, Chordata, Actinopteri, Cypriniformes, Cobitidae. Gene Ontology annotation, biological process: peptidyl-serine phosphorylation; chromosome segregation; intracellular signal transduction. Gene Ontology annotation, cellular component: perinuclear region of cytoplasm; nucleus. Gene Ontology annotation, molecular function: protein serine/threonine kinase activity; ATP binding. The record is from RefSeq and is a predicted model, not a curated record.